Messenger RNA from Penicillium pulvis, 324 nucleotides. RefSeq lists its product as uncharacterized. Bases 1 to 324 code for a protein of 107 amino acids. The transcript has a single exon. The record is from RefSeq and is a predicted model, not a curated record. Lineage: Eukaryota; Fungi; Ascomycota; Eurotiomycetes; Eurotiales; Aspergillaceae.
AUGAAACGUCAGCGUGUGGGCAUUGCUUGCGAUAAAUGCCGUGAUCUCAAAGCCAAGGUCCGAGCCGGUACCCCUCUCACUAUAUCGAGUGUUCCCAUCGCUAAUUCGAUUGAAUGCAGUGUGAUGGAAGACAACCUGUAUGCUCCAGGUGUGAAGGAUAUAGCUUCACCUGCACCUGGUCGAAGAGAAGACGGCGUGGUUCUCAAAUUGGCCCAGCCGAUACGGACGGAACUCAGCAUCAUUCCCUGUUACUUGCAGCGGAUACACCCACAAGGGGAGGAGUUUCAGGCCUAUCCAGGGCUGUUGAUUCAUAUGAAUCAUUAA